Anolis sagrei ordinatus is the source of this 2190-nucleotide messenger RNA. It is a transcript of the gene TCF25, whose product is annotated as transcription factor 25. Gene Ontology annotation, molecular function: protein binding. NCBI's taxonomy places the organism in Eukaryota, Metazoa, Chordata, Lepidosauria, Squamata, Anolidae. The record is from RefSeq and is a predicted model, not a curated record. Gene Ontology annotation, cellular component: RQC complex.
CCUUUUUUCCACCUGUUCUCUUUCGGGUCCUCUCGGAGGCCGCUUCCGGUCCGCUGCCUUUUCUGGCUCGGGCUGGAGCUGAAGUGAUGUCGCGGCGGGCCUUGAGGCGGCUGAGGGGGGAGUCGCGGGGCCAGGCGCUGCCGGAGGAAGAGGCCGAAGGAGGAGAAGGAGAAGGAAGGAGAGAGGAAGAGGAGGAGGAGGAAGAGGAGGAAGGAAGAGGGGGCGCCGGGCGGAGGCGGAGGAGGAAAGGGCAGCAGCUCAGCAACCCCUUCGAACUGAUAACCAAUGAAGAAAUAGAGGACGAUCUCACAUCCAAAGAGGAGAAAGAUGAUUCCAGGCUGAAGGAGGAAGGUGACCAAAAGAACCAAGAGAGUCUGGAAAAUGACCGGCAGAAAGGAGGAGCUGAGACCAAACAACUGGACCAAACGCCUCUUCCAAAUAACAAAUCGCGCAAGAAGAAGAAGAAAAGAAAGAACAAGAAAAAUGCGUCGGGUGAGACUCUGGGCCCUGGGGAUGAAGACGACGCAGAAGACAUUGAGAGCAUCCUGGUGAGGAUUGAGACUCCUGAUGGGCCUUCAUGCCAGAGCCAAAGCAGGGUGCCCACAGACAGUCGGCCUCUGUUGUACGUAGAGCACAGGAACCUGAACCCAGAAACUGAGCUGAAGAGAUAUUUUGGAGCCCGAGCAGUUCUUGGCGAUCAGAGGCUGCGGCAGAGGCAGCGCCAGUACAUCCGCAGCACAUGGCUGACGGUCCCCAAGAGCACCUGGCCCCGCCACAGCAAGACAGGUGUCUCUAUGGUACUGCUGGAGACCAAGCGGGGGAUCCAACACUUUGCCUUUGAGCACAGCAGAGAGUACCAGCAAGUCCAGUUCAAGUUCUUGGAUGCCGUGGAGUCCAUGGACCCCAAUAACCUUGUCCUUUUGCUCCAGAUGAACCCUUCGCACGUGGACUCCCUUCUGCAGCUCAGCGACGUGUGCCGGAUGCAGGAAGACCAAGAGAUGGCCAGGGACCUCAUUGAGAGGGCCCUCUACACCUUGGAGUGCGCCUUCCACCCGGUCUUCAGCCUCACCAGUGGGACCUGCCGCCUGGACUAUCGGAGACCAGAGAACAGAGCUUUCUACCUGGCCCUCUUCAAGCACAUGGUUUUCCUUGAGAGGAGAGGCUGCCCUCGCACUGCCCUGGAGUUCUGCAAACUUAUCCUGAGUCUUGAUCCAGAGAACGACCCCCUGUGUAUGCUGCUGGUCAUCGAUCUGCUGUCCCUCCGAGCGAGAGAGUACGCCUUUCUGACCCGCCUGUUCUGUGAAUGGGAGGGCCAUCGCAACCUCUCCCAGCUCCCCAAUUUUGCCUUUUCCGUGCCUCUGGCGCAUUUCCUUCUGAGUCAGCAGGAGGAUCUCCCUGAUGUGGAGCUGAGCCAGGCCCAGGAAAGUGCAGCCAGCCUCAUCCAACAGGCUCUGAUCAUGUUCCCGAGCGUUCUAACGCCUUUGCUGGAUCGCUGCAGCGUUCAACCGGAUGCCAUGGUGGCCUCCCACCCAUUCUUCGGACUGGAUGCCCAGUUAAGCUCUCCUCCUGCGCUGAACCAACUGGUCUCCCUCUACCUGGGGAGAACUCAUUCCCUCUGGAAAGACCCUUCCGUCAUGUCCUGGUUGGAGACCAAUGUCCACGAGGUGCUGAGGAGGGUGGACUCCAAGGACCCGGCGCUGGACGAGGCGGAGCAGAAGCGAAAAGUGAGGUACCAGAACGCUCCCAGGAACGUCUUCCGCCAUGUGAUCCUCUCGGAGAUCCGGGAAGCGACGGCCGCAUUGCCUCCGGAAGUGACCUCUCAGCCCAUCAUGGGCUUCGAUCCUCUGCCGCCUCUGGACUCCAUUGUUUCCUACACAAGGCCAGAACGGCCGUCUCACCCUGCCAACGAAAGCACUUUAUCGCUCUUCUUUCGCUCCCUGUUGCCAAACUACAACUUGCAGGGAGAAGUUGGGGCUGGUGGGGAGGAAGGCCCCGUUGCUGGACAGAACCUGAAUCAAGGCGUGAACAGACUGAUGGCUGCCAUGCGGGAUAUGCUGGCCAACAUCCAGUUCCAGGAGCCGCCGCGGGACGAGAACCCCGAGGGUGACGGGGGCGAAUGGGACUGAGCCUUUUCCUCCCUCUUUCUCAUGUGUUUUUCCUUUCCGUACAAUAAAAAGAGCCGCAAGAGUA